Molecule: messenger RNA, 1355 nt
Organism: Platichthys flesus (European flounder)
Lineage: Eukaryota; Metazoa; Chordata; Actinopteri; Pleuronectiformes; Pleuronectidae
Gene: pudp
Product: pseudouridine 5'-phosphatase
Exons: 4
Coding region: 17-712 (231 amino acids)
Molecular function (GO): phosphatase activity
Source: RefSeq, a predicted model, not a curated record
AACCGGCGCUCUAAAAAUGUCUGUGUCCAGCAGCUGCUACAAACCUGUCAGCCAUGUCCUCUUCGACAUGGACGGAUUAUUAUUAGACACGGAGCGGCUCUACACCGUGUCCUUCCAGGAGAUAUGUGACCGCUUUGGAAAGCAGUACACGUGGGCCCUGAAGUCCACGGUGAUGGGUAAAAAGGCUCUGGAUGCCGCCCAGAUGAUCCGGGACGCUCUGGAUCUCCCCAUGACAGCCGGGGAGCUCCUCGCCGAGAGCAGACAAAUACAAGAGAGAAUAUUUCCCUCCGCCGAGCUCAUGCCAGGUGUGGAGAAACUCACGCACCAUCUCCAGAAGCAUUCAAUCCCCAUUGCAGUGGCAACCAGCUCAGCCGAUGUGACGUUCCAGUUGAAGACGAGCCAACACAAAGUCUUUUUCAGUCUUUUUGACCACAUUGUUGUGGGUGAUGAUCCCGAGGUGAAGAACAGCAAACCUCAGCCGGACUCCUUCCUGGUCUGUGCCGGCAGAUUCAACCCUCCAGCUCCCCCAGAGAAGUGCCUGGUGUUUGAAGAUGCUCCCAACGGCGUGAAGGCAGCGCUGGCGGCAGGGAUGCAGGUGGUGAUGAUUCCCGAUGACAACCUAGACCCCAGCCUUACCCAGGAGGCCACGCUGCGGCUGAGGAGCAUGGAGGAGUUCCGGCCGCAGCUCUUUGGCUUGCCGGCGUAUGACUGAGCCCGAAAGCCCGUCAGAAACCACACCAUAUAAUUCAGUCUGUGCGUCCGACUCCUCUCUUAUUCCACGGUGAUGAUGAAGUCGAAAAAAACAAGCUGACUUCCUCCCCUCAUGCCUUACCCUGUUCUGGGUAUAAAGUGAUGUUAUUUGUUUUUUCUUCCCAGUUAAUGACAUUCAAUCGUUCGACAGAUGAGACUUAAUGUCACUGAAGAAGACCAAUAAGCUGUUAGAUCUCAGGGCAGUUCAUUAGCAAUCUAUUUCAGGACUCCUUUCUGAAAGCUUUUGCUGGAUAUAUUACACAUGUUGUGUCACUUGGCAUAGGUGAGGUUUAUAUAUCUGUUUCCAUAUCUUCUUCCACCAUUUUGCCAAAGUGAACAGGGAUUAAUGUGCAUUGCUUAAAUAUUACAAAUGUAUUCAACAGCAAAAACUACAGCUCAAGCUGUAAUACUGUAAAAAGCUAGCAGGGGGGUCUUUAAAAUACCCAGAGAAACAUGGGCACUGGGUCUAAAAAUGUGAAUGUCAUACUUUAAAAUCCCCAAAAGACCCCCACAUUUUGGCACACAUGAAUAGCGCACAUUUCAAAAUUCAUUUUAUUGAUAAUGUAUUGUGUUGUUUUCACAAUAAAACUGUGGCUUAUUCUCUA